CACAUUCACACACACAUGCCGUUUCACCAACAACUCCACAGCACACUUCUCCAGCUCUGAAUACUGGAAUUACAUGGCCACAGUGUGGGACAGAACCAGCAGGAUCUAAAAUGCCAAUGCCAACAAGAUAGAAAGGGCUUUUGUGUGAAGAAAGGGCGAUAAGAAUUCCAAAAAGGAGCAGAGAAAGAUUUUCAUCAGCACAUUUUUUCAGAAACCUACAACACACACAUACAAACAAGCAGCAUGCUGCAGCAAAUCCUGGCCGACAUGUACAUUGACCCUGAUGUACUAGAAGCCUUGAAUGAAGAGCAGAAGAAGAUCCUGUUCUUCAAAAUGAGAGAGGAGCAAGUCCGGCGCUGGAAGGAGCGGGAGGAGCAGGAGAGCAAGGGGGAGAUCAAAAAGGAAAAGCUCCGGAAAAAGAAAGGCCCGUGUAAAAAUGUGAGCUGGCUGCUGGGCAGAGACGGCGACGUGCACGUGUGUAUUAUUGGAGAAUCAGAUGUGCUCGAAUCUCCAAAACUCAUCCUGUCUGAGCUGAGAAAUAACACAACAGCCAACGGCAACAACAUAAACAGAGCCAACGCAGAAUCUGUGAAGAGCAGCUCGAUCAAACUCAACAGAGUACAGCAAACCAGCACAGAACCAGGGAUUCAGCUACUGCUCAAGAAAGCAGAGGAGAUCAGUGACUCUACGACAGUGUCAGAUGAGUCCAAGCAGGACUGCGGUUCUGAUCAGUCAGCUGACGACACCAGGGGCCAAACAGAUGACUCUGAUUCAGGCAGUGCGGAGGAGGACACGGGCCUUUACAGACCACAUCUGAGCAACAGAGAGGCGAUAGUAGCGGACAGAUUGAAAGAGCUUCAGCUGCACAGAGCAAUGAAUGAGCAGCUGUCAAUCAAAAGAAAGACACACCCACUGGACACACCCACAGCAGACAAAGGAGUGCUAAAAGAAACGGAAAAUGCUCUGACGUACGGCAGUCGUGUGGCACAGCUCAGGAAAAACUUUAACGCCACAAACGCCCCUUGUGCCAAACCACCCAUUCCAUGUAAACCUCCUCACCUACUGACAUCCUCUUCAGUCAGAUAAACACAAACUUAAAACACGAACUUAAAACAAAAGACUUGUGCAUACCCGAGCGUAUGAGCAGAUUCAGGAGUGAACAAAGCUGGAGAUGGACGGAUGGAAAUCAGAAGGUCUUCAUGACCCAGCUAGCACCAACACUCGUAAUUUUUUUUACACUGUUUACAGAGGAACAUGCUCUCCAAAGCACUGAGAUUUGUUCUGCUGCCUUUUCAUGAUUUUUUUUUAUAUAUAUAUAUAAACUUUGUUUCCUUGAGGGGAGAAAAACCAAAGUUAUUGUUUAAAGGUUUUUUUUUUUAACAAACAAUGGCUCAACUUUUUUGACUGGCUGUAAAUAACGGUGUCUUACUGUAUGAAAUUAAAUGGUUGGUUUAACUUA
This is a messenger RNA of Danio rerio (zebrafish), 1459 nucleotides long. RefSeq names its product zgc:92242. NCBI's taxonomy places the organism in Eukaryota, Metazoa, Chordata, Actinopteri, Cypriniformes, Danionidae. The record is from RefSeq and is marked predicted.